Messenger RNA from Trematomus bernacchii (emerald rockcod), 1724 nucleotides. It is a transcript of the gene drc3, whose product is annotated as dynein regulatory complex subunit 3. Lineage: Eukaryota; Metazoa; Chordata; Actinopteri; Perciformes; Nototheniidae. The transcript has 13 exons. Gene Ontology annotation, molecular function: protein binding. The record is from RefSeq and is a predicted model, not a curated record. The coding region runs from base 62 to 1600 and encodes 512 amino acids.
CAAGAAGUUAGAGUUUAUCUAGCUAAAUUAGUGGGAGUGAAGUAAAGCGUACCCUACAAGGAUGAUGAGUCGUGGUAUUUUGAUGAAUGAGGAUUUGCUGCAGCGGGCAAUAUUGGAGCAAGAACCUAAAGAUAAAGGUCAGGGCAUUGCCAAUGAAGAGGGAACCCAGCUCGAUGAAAUCCUUAAACUAUGUCUGGAAUUCAGAAACAUCCUGAGGAUUGACCACUUAUGGGAAUUCACAUCCUUGGCCAGACUCAAUCUGAAUAACAACCUCAUUGAAAACAUUGAGGGUCUGGAUCAUCUGAUUAAUCUGACAUGGCUUGAUCUGUCAUUCAACGGCAUAGAACUAAUUGAAGGUCUGGAGUCCUUGCAGAAGCUUGAACUGCUGAAUUUGUCCGACAACAAAAUCUCUGUUCUCGAAAACAUGGAAACACUUGAGAGACUCACUCAUUUCUCCAUUGCGAACAACCUCCUUGGAGAGUUGGACAUCGUGCUCUAUCUCAGGAAGUUCAAGAACCUGUUCAACAUCAACCUAUUUGGAAACCCUUGCAGUAAGGAAGACGAUUACACAUUGUUCAUCGCAGCCUUCUUUCCAGACUUGAAGUUCCUAGAUUACACUUUACUUGACGAAAAUACAAAGAAAGAAGCAUCUAUCAAACACCGCUAUGUCCUCGAGGAGAUAAAAUGUGUGGAGCUGCACAAGCAAAAAGCUGAAAAAGCUGAUCAACGCAAGGAGGCUGAAGCCAAAUUACACACUGAUGCCUUUGUGGAGUUCCUGAAUGGCUCUGACCUGUUUAAGUGCAUGUUCAACGACGACCAAGAGGCAGAUAAACUGCACCGCAUGCCUGAAAUCACUGAUCUGCUUCUAACAUUUGAGAAACAAAUGGGGGAUCUGUGCAAGCAAGUAUUUGAAACAGGCUUGGCUGAACAUAAACGAAGGGACAAAGAAGUGAACUGCUUUUUCAGUGGUCAGAAUGAGACUGUGAUUGAAUAUCAGCAGAAAGCAUUGCACAUAUUGGCAAACUUCGAGCAGCAACACAAAGAGAGGACAGUGGACAUGCGGAAGUUAUCAGACAGAGAAUUACUGAAGGUCAAGAUCAACCAGUGCAAUGAUGAAAUCAACCAACUCUGUAAAGGCCUCAUGACGCUGGAGUUUCAGAUGGUCGGCCAGCUGGAGGAUAUCACCAAAAGGUUGGACAUCAACAUCUCAGAGAUGGUUGGCUACUUCACUGAAAUGGUCCAGGGGAUAUUUGCGCAAUGUCGAGAUCUUGAGGAUGAUUAUAAUGGGAAGGUGCGAGUGACUGCUUUAGCACUUCUGGACGACGCCAGCAAGGACAACCUGGAUGAAUUCUUGCCAGAUGAUGUUAGAAUUCUGUUUACAGACAAAGAGACAGUGAUGGAUGCACUGGCAACCGGCCACGAUAACCACCUGAUGAAGAUCAAUGACCGAGAGACUCAGUUGGUUUCACGUGCCAAUUCCUGGAAAGUGGCCCUCAUUAAAGGGAUUCAAGACAAAGACCUUAAGGAGAACCGCAUGCGAAUCAAAGACCUCCACAGAUAUAUGGACCAUCUGCUGGUGCAGCUGGAGGACUUUCAGUAGCAGCAUCAUUUCAGUAGUAUCUACUUGGUUACACAAACAAACAAAAAUAUUACAAACUCUAAAGUUCUGAAUAAAAAUUAGUUAUAUGCAAUGAUUCAAACAUGUGUGGUUAAAUGCUUUCUAA